Molecule: messenger RNA, 333 nt
Organism: Aspergillus udagawae
Lineage: Eukaryota; Fungi; Ascomycota; Eurotiomycetes; Eurotiales; Aspergillaceae
Gene: aspf8
Product: ribosomal protein P2
Exons: 2
Coding region: 1-333 (110 amino acids)
Biological process (GO): cytoplasmic translational elongation
Cellular component (GO): cytosolic large ribosomal subunit; ribosome
Molecular function (GO): structural constituent of ribosome
Source: RefSeq, a predicted model, not a curated record
AUGAAGCACCUCGCCGCUUACCUGCUCCUCGCCCUUGCUGGCAACACCUCCCCCUCCGCUGAGGACGUCAAGACUGUCCUCUCUUCCGUUGGCAUUGACGCCGAUGAGGAGCGCCUGAACAAGCUCAUUGCUGAGCUCGAGGGCAAGGACCUCCAGGAGCUGAUCGCUGAGGGUUCCACCAAGCUCGCUUCCGUUCCCUCCGGUGGUGCUGCCGCCGCUGCUCCUGCCGCUGGCGGUGCCGCUGCCGGUGGUGCUGCCGCCGCUCCCGCCGAGGAGAAGGAGGAGGAGAAGGAGGAGUCCGACGAGGACAUGGGCUUCGGUCUCUUCGACUAA